Molecule: messenger RNA, 609 nt
Organism: Polychytrium aggregatum
Lineage: Eukaryota; Fungi; Chytridiomycota; Chytridiomycetes; Polychytriales
Exons: 4
Coding region: 84-530 (148 amino acids)
Source: RefSeq, a predicted model, not a curated record
CAACGAUCUUCCCUCUGCUGUCAACGACGAGCCGAGACGAACAACUCCCCAGCUGCAUCGAGCGCCUGUCCAGAUCGUUCGGAAUGUCGCUUCUCAAGUCCUUCAUCGACGCCGUCCCAAAGUCCUUCCGCGACCUGGAGUGGUUCUAUCGUGUUAACCCCUCUCUCCCCCCCGUUAUCGUCAAGGCGAGCGAAUACCGAAAUGUGGCUCCUGGAUCCCAGCCCGAUUUCAACCGGGUCGAUACCACCCCCAUUUCCAAGAACCAGUACUUUACCCGUGACGUUCGCCGAAGCUACCCUCAGACAGUCGUGUACACUUCGGAGGAGCUGAGCAAGGAGUUGACCUCUGGAGCCCUGAAAAGCAUCGCUUCCGGCGAGGCUCAAGUUACCACCUCGACCGCCAGCACUCAGAUCUACACCCCCAGCCAUCUGCCUCCCAUCAUCAACAACAGGUACAACUGGAAAAAGUCCUCGCCUCAUCUGGCUCCCAACGAGGUCAACCCCCAGUUCUCGAUCCAGGGUCGAGCCUGAACGUCCCCUCCAUUCGAGCCCACUCGUUACUGCUGUUGUUUCUCCAUGGCUGUGAAUACACACAUGGUCACUCAUCCCA